AUGGCCAGUUGGAGGAAAUCGGCAGGUAAUGUUAGAUCCUUUGUCGGAAACUUAACCGGAGGUUUAAGGGGUGGAAGCAAUUUGGCAUCUUGGGUUGUCGCCGGUACUUUAGCUUACUUUCUCUGGGUCAAGCCAUCUCAGGAACUCAAGAGACAGCAACAGGAAAAGGCGGCUGCAUCAGAUGCUUAUCGUUAUGUUGAGAAGCGAAAACCCAUUCCUGAUCCGCAGGAAACUGGAUUGAUAUACGGUAACAAGAACAAAGCUAAAAGGGCUGAAGAAUAGAGAAUUCCAUGCCAUUCUGUAAGUUAGCUUGCAUAAUGAAUGCUCAGGGAAUUGUAAAUCCUUAUGGAGUUACUGCUGCUCAUUGGCGUAUAGGGAGCUUAUAUAAUUAUACUUCUGAACUCAUUUUUUUAUGGGGGCAAAUAAUUAUCUAUACCUAGAAAAGAAAAUCUUGUAAGCUUUAAGUUUUUGUGGAUAUAAUGUAGCAUGUAUUUUGUUUUUUGUU
Solanum verrucosum is the source of this 505-nucleotide messenger RNA. RefSeq lists its product as uncharacterized. Lineage: Eukaryota; Viridiplantae; Streptophyta; Magnoliopsida; Solanales; Solanaceae. The coding region runs from base 1 to 282 and encodes 93 amino acids. The record is from RefSeq and is a predicted model, not a curated record. The transcript is spliced from 3 exons.